Messenger RNA from Porites lobata, 917 nucleotides. Lineage: Eukaryota; Metazoa; Cnidaria; Anthozoa; Scleractinia; Poritidae. The record is from the annotation of a GenBank genome assembly.
GUGGCAUACCGCAAGGUACAACACUCACUGUCAGAAAAGCAAACUAAGCUCAAGAAAAUCCUAGAUAUCCCGGAUGACGACAAGAUAGCAGCGAACGCGCAGGAAAUGCAAGGCCGCAUUGCCGACUAUUUAAGGACAACGGGCGCACGAUUUAAAAUUGACAGUGUCAAACAGGUGCGUUGAGAACUUAAGUGAAUAUUUUAAUGAACGCCGAAAAAGUGGAUGAUUAUUUUGGUUAAUUUGUUGUGGAUGAACGCAAAUAAUUAAUCCUUUCCAAAUAGCUGUGGAAGCAUCCUUAAGGAAGCAAUUGAUUAUUCAAACUCGAUUUUAAGGUGUAGAUUGUUUUGUGGUAUUUAAAACAAUGUCGACGGAGACAACGCCAAGUAAUAAUGAGGGAAAUCUUGGAGAUAUAAACUCAAUCUAUACAUUCUGUUUGACUUAGAAAAGUUGUAUUUUAUGUGAACGGAAUAAACAGUUUCGCCAGUGGAACACGCGCCGCGUUGAAUCAGCUGUUUUCUUUCCGAGAGACCGCGUGACAUUCCUUUAACCCCAUCAUUUCGUACAUGCGUAAAAAGGUGGCGAAUAACUUCAUAAGGAGGUUUUUAACAUUUCUUUUCUUUUUGCCUUUAAAGGAUGUAAGCAAACAGCUAUGGAGCACCCUGUACGAUUUUCCAGAAUUACAAAACUGUGUGAAGUUAACAGAAUACAUGGAUGAAUGCGUUCGCUUGUCAUGGAUGCUGGCAGUCCAAGUUCCACCAAUGAGCAUUGAAUACGAAGCCACAGAGUUCUCAGAGAAACUUCAUGGACGGUUCAUGACGUCUGACAUGACGUCUCUUGGAAUAAAGUAUCACGUGUGGCCAGCUUUGAUCGACUCGAAAGCCGGUGUUGUGCUUUAUAGGGGAACUGUAGUGACAUGA